Symbiodinium necroappetens is the source of this 624-nucleotide messenger RNA. Lineage: Eukaryota; Dinophyceae; Suessiales; Symbiodiniaceae. The record is from the annotation of a GenBank genome assembly.
AUGGGGGAUGUCCUUCCGCCACAAUUCAACCAUGCAACAUCCAUCCAAGACUAUGAUCUUAGCAUCCCUUUUGGUGGAUGGGCUGUGUGUCUCCCUGUCCCCGCCUCAAUCCUUGGCCUCCUUCUUUAUCCCUACAUUCCAGAUUUCGGCUGCAAGAAGCAACCCUGCUGCUUUCUGGACGUGGUCAGCAUCCAUCAAACCGACAAAGAGAAGAUGGAACGCGGGAUUUACGGGCUUGGUGGCUUUGUCAGCGCUUCCAAGGAGCUCCGAAUCCUGUGGAGCCAGCCCUACCUCUCCAGGCUUUGGUGCGUCUUUGAGUUGGCGGCUUUCCGGACCGCCAAUCCUCAGAGCAAGAUACAUUUGGCUCCGCUUAACAUCGAGGCAGUUGUCGCGGCAUCCUUCCUCUGUUGUUUCAUACUGGUGGUGAUCGCUUUGCCCCUUAUGCCUUCAGCAGAAUUUCGUCUCAGCAGUGGAGUUACGGCUGUCUUUAUUCCGGCGCUUGUGCCAGCUGCAGCCAUCUUUCAUGUCCUUCGCAAAAGCCUGACCUUGAAGCGACAGCUUUUCUCUGAGCUAGACGCGUUCGAUUUGAACCAAGUAAGUUGCAGAGAGGAGAGAGGAUUUUGA